UGUAAAGAAUUCAGGCAACUUCCGGUCAUUUAUGACAAAUCCCAAAAUAGCUCGAAGUAACAUUAAAAAGUUCCAUCCUCGGAAAAUUCUCAAGAAUUUUUCAGUAAAAAGGACCUUUCCCAUUGUGAAGAAAUAUUUACAAAGCUUUGUGUACUUAAAUUCCGAAAAACUGUGUAAAACUGUAUGUUUUAUGACAACUAUCGCUCCUGAUAAAAUGCUCAUCCAUUCCCGAUUUCCGAAACAUCUUUAUGUGAUCGCUGUAGGCGUAUUUACAUAUUCGUAUGGGAACAGCUGAUAAUGAUAAGCAACCGGUUGGAAGUGAUGGACAACAAACGGCCGAGAGGGGAUUUAUCAUCAAGCAAAAACACAUCGUUCAGUAGCAAUGGUGUUGAGCUUUUGAACAGAGCUACGCAAUUUAGUAUUAACUCUGUUUGGCAUUCCUGUGCUGUAUAUCCCUUGUCAAAUGGCUGUGUCUUUAGCGAAUCUUGUCAGUCUGAAGGAUUGUAUAGCUGUUGUAGCCGAAUCUCGUCCCCAAAGAGCUCCGGAAAAGAUUCUCAACAUCAGAGUUGAACAACUUUCCGAUCAACCUGGCUACUUGGGAGAGUACGCUUAUUUGCUGGUUACAGUAGAGGAUAUCAAAGGAUGCAACCAUGAGCUUCGGUACUUCGUUAAAAGUUUACCAUAUAGUGAUCCCAAGCAGCGAAAGAUUGUUCAAGAGUUUGGAAUGUUUGCCAAGGAGGCACACAUCUACAGGGACUUGUUUGCUCUUUUCGAGCAGUCUCAGGGAAAAGUCACCAAAUGGAGACCGAAUUGUUGGCUGAUGAAAGAUGAUUUGCUUAUUAUUGAGGAUCUACAAGGGCAAGGUUUCAAGACGAUGCCCUAUGGACAGGACUUUAAUAAAGAGCAUAUGCUGUUGAUGCUCGAUUGUAUGGCUCAGAUGCAUGCCUGUUCAUUGAAUUUGGAGUACAACCGCAUGGGUGGAGAAAAAUUGGAACCAAAGUUUUCACCGAUACUAUUUGAGGGAACAAUCAAAAGGGACAAUGCCUGGUUCGAAGUUGGAUUAAAGGCCAUUCAGCAAGCAGCUUUAUCCUACUCGAAAUAUUCUGAAAAUGCAAAAUACCGAAAAGUGAUCCAAGAAGAAAUGAUGCCACGAAUGGAUAAAGUUUAUGAUCUUGUUCAGCCAACUGAUCGCUAUCAGUGCGUAAUAAAUCACCGGGAUCUAUGGUACGGAAACAUGAUGUUCCAGUUUGCUAAAGGGUCUAAGGACGAAUCAGUAGAUUACACCAAACCCACGAGCUGUCUAUUGAUAGACUUCCAACUGUCCAGGUAUUUACCUCCAGCAGUGGAUUUCAUGUGUGCAAUUUAUUUGCUCACGAAAAGAGCCCAUCGAGAUGAACUAUUUGAAACUUAUGUACAGCACUAUUAUAAACAACUAAGCGAAAAUCUAUCUAAACUAAACCUAAAAGUAGAUAAAAUUUUACCAAAGAGUCAGUUUCUGACAUCGUUAGAACACUUCCGCCUGGUUGGACUUCUCUUAUCCGGAUACCUGCUGCCGUAUGUGAAUCUACCGGAUUGCUACAUGGCAAAGUUGCUACAGAAAGAUCCCGAUGCGUACUACGAGUUUGGUCUGGUGUGUCGAGACAAGGUGCUCCAAGAGCAUCUGCAGCAGGGUGGAUACUUCCGGGAUUGUUUUUUGGAUGUUAUCAACGAAACAGUCGAGUUUUUGUUUGGUUUCAAAUAGUUUACCAGUGAUGGAAUAAAUUCGGAUUUUUUUUUUUAAUUUAA
Molecule: messenger RNA, 1785 nt
Organism: Uranotaenia lowii
Lineage: Eukaryota; Metazoa; Arthropoda; Insecta; Diptera; Culicidae
Exons: 3
Coding region: 464-1741 (425 amino acids)
Source: RefSeq, a predicted model, not a curated record